This is a messenger RNA of Notolabrus celidotus (New Zealand spotty), 2133 nucleotides long. RefSeq names its product solute carrier family 25 member 18 (gene slc25a18). The record is from RefSeq and is a predicted model, not a curated record. Gene Ontology annotation, molecular function: L-aspartate transmembrane transporter activity; L-glutamate transmembrane transporter activity. Gene Ontology annotation, biological process: L-glutamate transmembrane transport; malate-aspartate shuttle; aspartate transmembrane transport. The transcript has 10 exons. Bases 664 to 1647 code for a protein of 327 amino acids. NCBI's taxonomy places the organism in Eukaryota, Metazoa, Chordata, Actinopteri, Labriformes, Labridae.
AUUAUCUGACCCUGCAGAGUCUGUUGCGUGUUGUGGCAGCAGCUCCACAUGCAUGAGUUUAUGUCGAGUUGUGUUAGUGCAGAGCUGUGUUGCCGGGGCUGUGUCACACAGGGAGUCACCAUGAGAGGGAGGGACUUAGGCAGCAGGACAAUGCUGGUGUUUGUGCAACGGCCCCUGAGUGGCGGCUGGCUCUCUCAGAUCGCUCUCGCUUGACUACCAUUGCUGCACACAUUGUUGGAGUGAAAGGAAAGUGGACAGCUUGAUCCUGUCUGUGGGAUGCACCGACAGAGGUGGUGGAGUUGGGUUUCUGUGUGAGGUCCAUCAAAGCAGAGAGGCUGGCCAGGAGGCACAGAUCAAACAUUGGUGGUUUUGGGCACGACUGAAAAUAGGUGUACAUUCCUGCUGGAUCAAAAAAGAAGGAAGACGAGGAAGAAGAGGAAGGAAGAGGUCAGCUGCUGCCAUAAUAAAAAGACGGUGAGCUGAUUUUUUGGCGUUCAUUGGCAGGUGAUAGUCGGACUGUGGUGACAACUUUGGGCUGAGUGCCCAAGCGUGAGAGAGGAAGAAGAAACGUAAGACGAAAAGUAGGAGUAGUUGGAGGAGGAGGUUGGGGGACGAGGAGGAAAGGAGUAGUGGACCUGGGCCUGGAGCCCAAACAAAAGCAGGAUGGCGCAGAAGAAGGUUAGUCUCCCUGCUAAGCUGAUUAAUGGGGGCGUGGCAGGCCUGGUUGGUGUGACAUGUGUAUUUCCUAUCGACCUGGCCAAGACACGCCUUCAGAACCAGCAGGGUGUCCAAGUCUACAAAGGAAUGCUGGACUGCCUGGCGAAGACGGUUCGCUCAGAGGGCUAUUUUGGAUGCUACAGAGGAGCUGCUGUGAACCUCACUCUUGUUACACCAGAGAAAGCCAUCAAGCUGGCUGCCAAUGAUGUCUUCAGACAGAAGCUCUCAAAGGAUGGUCAUUUGCCCCUGUGGGGGGAGGUGCUGGCAGGGUGUGGGGCUGGGACGUGUCAGGUGGUUGUCACCACUCCCAUGGAGAUGCUGAAGAUCCAGCUGCAGGACGCUGGAAGGCUUGCUGCUCAGAGACCUGUAAGAACUCCAGCUCAGGCUGCCGCUCCUGGCCCAGCUCCAUCACUGGUGGCCCCUCCACCAGCACAGCGGAACCCUCCACCUCGGGCCUCAGCUACCAGCAUCACCUUGGAGCUGCUGAAGACUCGAGGACUGGCUGGUCUCUACAGGGGGGCUGGAGCCACCUUAAUGAGGGAUGUCCCCUUCUCAAUGAUAUACUUCCCGCUGUUUGCCAACCUAAAUGCUCUGGGCCGGGAAAGUGUGCCGGGACAGGGGGAUGUGCAGGCCCACGCGCCAUUCUGGCAGUCCUUUAUGGCCGGCUGCGGUGCAGGCUCUGUGGCAGCUGUGGCUGUGACACCACUGGAUGUUAUCAAGACUCGUCUACAGACAUUGCAAAAGGGUGAGGGGGAGGACACGUACAGAGGAAUUGUCGACUGCACACGGCGCAUCAUGACGCGUGAGGGCCCAUCAGCAUUCCUAAAGGGUGCGACGUGUCGAGCUCUGGUCAUCGCUCCUCUCUUUGGCAUUGCGCAGGGUGUCUACUUUCUGGGGGUGGGUGAGACAGUGCUUGGGUUGCUGGGAUAACAGAGCUUGGCACCGGUGGUGGAGGUUUUGUUGUCUCUGUACAGAUAAUUUGCUGCUUUAAUCUGCAGUAAUUGACACUAGGUGAACGGUGACUACUGAGAGGGGAAUUUGGCCACAAUCUGCUAACCAAAGGAAGAGGGAUGGUGGGAGGCUUGAAGAGAGGUUCUUUUUACUAACACGUGGAUCACUGGGUUCACACUAAUCAACUUUCGCUAGGUUUUUCAUUCUGUCAGCAGGGUUCCAUAGGUUAAACAGGGUCCUGUUUGUGUGUGUGUGUGUGUGUGUGUGUGUGUGUGUGUGUGAGUGUGAGUGUGAGUGUGAGUGUGAGUGUGAGUGUGAGUGUGAGUGUGAGUGUGUGAGUGUGAGUGUGAGUGUGUGUGUGUGUGUGUGUGUGUGUGUGUGAGACUAAUCUAUGGGUGUGUGUCCUAAAUUGUUUUGGUUAUCCCAGCAUGUGGCUGUAAUAAAUAUCCAGGUGUGUUCCUCUCA